AAAAACCAUUUUGGGACGUCAUAGAGAAAAUGAACGUAGUUGGGUGUUUUUGAUAUUAACAAUGUCGCGAUGUACCGUAGGUACUCACUUCAGUUCGGGUCGUUUUAAUUUUUAGUUUCUUUGUAACGGCGUUAUCUACGACGCGUAUCCGACCAUUGCAGAACAGUCAACACCCAGCUUUUUGUUAAAGAAUAAAAAAAUAACGAAUACAAAAUGUCGUCGGUGAAAGUAGCCGUUCGAGUUCGGCCGUUUAAUAACCGCGAGGUAUCGCGCGAAUGCAAAUGUAUCAUCGACAUGGGAGGAAAUACAACAACAAUAGCAAACCCGAAAGCUCCACCCGGUACAAAAGAUGCUCAAAAAAGUUUUAAUUUCGACUACUCCUAUUGGUCGCAUAACGAAUAUGAUCCCGAAUUUUCAUCCCAACUUGUGGUGUACAGAGAUAUCGGAGAAGAGAUGCUGCAGCACGCCUUCGACGGUUACAACGUGUGCAUAUUCGCCUACGGGCAAACCGGGGCGGGUAAAUCGUACACCAUGAUGGGAAGGCAGGAGGAAGGUCAGGAGGGAAUCAUUCCUCAAAUUUGCAAAGAUUUAUUUUAUAAAAUACGCGAUAGCGACGAAGAAAUUAAGUAUUCCGUUGAGGUUAGUUACAUGGAAAUUUAUUGCGAGAGAGUGCGCGAUUUGUUAAAUCCGAAAAAUAAGGGCAACUUGAGGGUGCGUGAGCAUCCGCUGUUAGGGCCGUACGUUGAAGAUUUAAGCAAACUGGCUGUCACUAGUUAUCAGGAUAUACACAAUUUGAUCGACGAAGGGAACAAGGCUAGGACCGUAGCCGCUACCAAUAUGAACGAGACGAGUUCGCGUUCGCACGCAGUUUUUACGAUCUUCUUCACUCAACAAAGAUACGACGCCACCACAGAUCUAUCGACGGAAAAGGUUUCCAAAAUAUCUCUAGUUGAUCUUGCCGGAUCCGAACGAGCGGAUUCGACCGGCGCCAAAGGAACGCGACUAAAAGAGGGCGCCAACAUAAACAAGAGUCUUACGACUCUGGGAAAAGUAAUAUCGGCUCUGGCGGAAAUGUCGGUAAUGAAGAGCAAGAAAUCGAAGAAGGCCGACUUUAUUCCGUACAGAGACUCGGUUCUUACGUGGCUGCUGCGCGAGAAUCUUGGCGGUAAUAGUAAAACGGCAAUGAUCGCCGCGAUUUCGCCCGCAGAUAUCAACUACGACGAGACGCUUUCGACGCUAAGAUACGCCGACCGUGCGAAACAGAUCGUAUGCAAGGCCGUCAUCAACGAGGAUGCGAACGCGAAACUUAUUAGAGAACUCAAGGAGGAGAUUCAGAAACUGCGAGAGUUGCUCAAGGCCGAGGGAAUCGAAGUUCACGAAGGUCCUGAUGGUAAAGUAAUUUAUGAGAAACGAGAGGUUCCUAGAACGGAAAUUAGCCGAAAUAAUAAGGAUAGUGAGAGGAUCCGCACCGUCUCCACGUCGUUGGCCGAAGAGGCCGUCGAUCAACUUCAAGCCAGCGAAAAGCUGAUAGCAGAGCUGAACGAGACGUGGGAGGAGAAAUUGAAGCGAACGGAGGCCAUUCGCGUACAACGCGAGGCUGUAUUUGCCGAGAUGGGUGUUGCCGUUAAAGAGGACGGCGAUACAGUCGGCGUGUUUUCUCCAAAGAAAACCCCUCAUUUAGUGAACUUAAAUGAGGAUCCUUCAAUGUCUGAAUGUCUUAUAUACUAUAUUAAGGACGGUAUUACUCGGGUGGGUUCGUCCGAAGCGAACUUGCCGCAAGACGUACAACUGUUCGGAUCACACAUAAAACCGGAGCACUGCAUAUUCGAGAACAGAGAAGGACAAAUCACUCUCGUUCCGUGCUCGGGCGCCACCACGUACGUGAACGGCAGAGAGAUUUUGGAACCGGUCGUCUUGAAAACGGGCUCCAGAGUGAUAUUGGGCAAAAAUCACGUCUUCCGAUUCACCCAGCCGGACGCUGCCAGAGAACGCAAGGAGAAGAACAGUUCGGCGACCGAGAACGAGAAUAACGUCGAUUGGAACUUCGCCCAGAUCGAACUGCUGGAGAAGCAAGGUAUCGACCUGAAGGCGGAGAUGGAGAAGCGUCUGUUAAAGAUGGAGGAAGACUUUCGCAAGGAAAAGGAGACCGCGGAUCAGCUCUUCGAAGAGCAGAGAAAGAGCUACGAGGCACGUAUCGAUGCCUUGCAAAAGCAAGUCGAAGAGCAGAGUAUGACGAUGUCGAUGUACAGUUCGUAUACACCCGAAGAUUUCAAUAACGAGGACGAUAUUUUCGUGAACCCUCUAUUUGACGCAGAAUGCAACUGGGCCGAACGCGAGUACGAGCUGGCUGCGAUGGCCUGGCGAAAAUGGAAGCAUCACCAGUUCACGUCGCUGCGAGACGAUCUGUGGGGUAACGCUAUAUUCCUCAAGGAAGCGAACGCGAUAUCGGUAGAGCUGAAGAAGAAGGUACAGUUUCAAUUUACCCUGUUAACCGACACCUUAUACUCACCGCUUCCUCCCGAUUUGCGACCAAUAAUCGACUACGAUCAAGACGAAGAUUGCGCAAUCGCGCGAACGAUAGUGGCCGUGGAGGUUCAGGACACGAAGAACGGCGCAACUCACUAUUGGAGCUUGGAUAAGCUGCGUCAACGGUUGGAGUUGAUGCGGUUGGUAUACAACGAAGAGGUGGACACGCCCAGCCCUUUAAGCGUGGAAGAUGCAGUUCCGUUACUGCGCUGCCUCACGCAGUGCCCACCCGCGCCGUCACGCUUCUCACUCACGACACUUUUACCAUCGAGGCAAAGAUUGGAGCUGAUGAGGGAAAUGUAUCAUAACGAGGCCGAACUUUCGCCGACAUCGCCCGACUACAACGUGGAGUCGCUGACCGGAGGGGAUCCGUUUUACGAUCGUUUCCCCUGGUUCCGAAUGGUCGGCAGGGGUUUUGUUUAUCUCAGUAAUCUGUUGUAUCCCGUCACGCUUGUACAUAAAGUCGCGAUCGUUAGCGAGAAGGGGGACGUGCGGGGCUAUCUACGAGUCGCUGUUCAGGCUGUGAUCGACGAAGACAAUUCUGACCAAGUGGGUGUGAGACAGAGCGCUCGUAUUGCCUUCGAAUCUUCCAAAGGUAGCUAUACCGCGCACGUGCCUUACAAUAUUCUCACUCGACGCAUUUCAGCGAUUAUGGAUAGAAAUUCGCAUAAUUUAGAGGAACGCAUCAUAGAAGGUCACAACAUAAUAGACCCGAUCAAAAUCGAUGAGCUAAUUGAAUGUGAUACAGAUUCUGGAAAAGGAGACAGUUCGGUCUCGUCCGAUUUUAAAGAUGAGGACGUGCCCGAUCACUUAACCAUUGGAAAAGAGUUCACUUUUCGCGUUACGGUCUUGCAGGCGAUCGGUGUGUCGACGGAAUAUGCAGACAUCUUCUGCCAGUUUAACUUUUUGCACCGACAUGACGAGGCGUUCUCAACUGAACCUGUUAAAAACACGGGAAAAGGCACUCCCUUAGGCUUCUACCAUGUUCAAAAUAUCACGGUGUCAACAACCAAAUCCUUUAUUGAAUACAUAAAAACACACCCGAUUGUAUUCGAAGUGUUCGGCCACUAUCAGCAACACCCAUUGCAUAAGGACGCGAAAUUGGAGGGCUCGGUACGACAGCCACCGCGCCGAAUGCUUCCACCCUCAAUUCCGAUUUCUCAACCGGUGCGGUCUAGUAAGUUCGGCGCCUUACCCUCCCCGUGCACUGCGCACAUCCACGCAAAGGUGGACGUCCUGGUCUGGUUCGAGAUAUGCGAGUUGGCACCUAAUGGCGAAUACGUACCGGCGGUUGUCGAACACAGUGACGAUCUACCAUGUCGCGGAUUAUUUUUGUUACACCAGGGUAUACAAAGACGCAUUCGCAUCACGAUUGUGCACGACCAAUCGGCCGAGCUGCGAUGGCGAGACGUUCGCGAGUUAGUCGUCGGACGAAUACGAAACAGCCCCGAAUCGGACGAAGACGAGGACAAUGACAAUUCUGUACUAUCUCUGGCCCUCUUCCCCGGCGAGUAUCUCGAAAUACCCGGCGACGAUCGCACGAUGUUCAUGUUCGAGGCGGCCUGGGACAGUUCCCUACACAACUCCCCACUUCUCAAUCGCGUCACGUCCCCCGGAGAGCAAAUAUUUAUGACAAUUUCCGCAUACUUAGAGCUCGAGAACUGCGGACGACCGACGAUCAUCACUAAGGAUCUCAGCAUGGUGAUAUACGGGCGCGACGCGCGCACCGGUCCCCGAUCUCUGAAGCACCUCUUCUCGGGCAACUACCGAAACGCGGAGGCGAACCGACUGACCGGAAUUUACGAGUUAUUGCUGCGGCGCGCCAGUGAAGCAGGUAGUCCAGGUGUGCAACGCCGUCAGCGAAGGGUUUUGGAUACCAGUUCGACGUACGUUCGCGGUGAAGAAAACUUGCACGGUUGGAGGCCGCGCGGCGAUUCGUUAAUUUUCGAUCACCAAUGGGAAUUGGAGAAGUUGACGCGUCUCGAGGAGGUGGAGCGAGUGCGUCACACUUUGCUUUUACGCGAACGUCUAGGUCUAGAUCGCACCAGUAACCAGAUAAAGACCCAACCCGAAUACACAAAAAGCGAAAAGGAAGUCUGCAAUAUGGUAGCUAAGAAUAGUAAUAUUAACGUAUCCUCGAACAUAGAUAACUGCGAAUAUACGGACCGGGAAAGAAAUCUUUUGAAUAAAUGCGCGAAACUAAUUCAAGGCAAAUGUCGCGAUUCAAGUAGUGCAAAGGACAGCGACUAUACCAGUCCCUCCGAGGAGGUUACCGAUUUGAGUACAAGUAUGAUAUCGAGUAUGGUUUCCGGCAGCUCCAUUGAACUCUGCUCGCCUGAACGGGCAGCGCUACCGGGUGAAUGUGCGCCCUUCCCACCGGCCCCCGUUUCGCCGCAGGGUCCCAGAGAUCCCGAACUCGUAUUGUACGUCCCAGACAUGGAAGAAAUUAGAAUUUCGCCAGUAAUCGCCAGAAAAGGGUACCUAAACGUACUGGAACACAAAACGCACGGCUGGAAAAAACGCUGGGUGGCGGUGCGUCGGCCCUACGUUUUCAUUUUUCGCGACGAUAAGGAUCCAGUGGAACGCGCCCUAAUCAAUUUGGCAACCGCUCAAGUCGAAUAUUCAGAGGACCAGUCCGCCAUGGUGCGACUGCCGAACACGUUCAGCGUCGUCAGCAAGCACAGAGGUUACCUACUGCAGACACUCAACGAACGGGAGGUUCACGACUGGCUGUACGCAAUAAACCCAUUACUAGCGGGACAGAUUCGAUCCAAGUCGGCACGACGAAAUCCGUCUAACAACAAAUCCGAUCAGCUUAGUCAGUACAGCAUCGAAGGGAAGGAGGUUAAUUCGAAAUGAGA
This is a messenger RNA of Photinus pyralis (common eastern firefly), 5387 nucleotides long. RefSeq names its product kinesin-like protein unc-104 (gene unc-104). Gene Ontology annotation, biological process: microtubule-based movement. Gene Ontology annotation, molecular function: ATP binding; microtubule motor activity; microtubule binding. Bases 214 to 5385 code for a protein of 1723 amino acids. The transcript has 24 exons. The record is from RefSeq and is a predicted model, not a curated record. NCBI's taxonomy places the organism in Eukaryota, Metazoa, Arthropoda, Insecta, Coleoptera, Lampyridae.